AUGGACAAGCUCAAGAAACUCUUCGGUGGUGACAAGCACACCGACCAGCCAGCAGCGACCCGCUCGUCCAGCGCAGCAGCAGCACCAUCGGCAAGCGCUGCCUCCCGUAGUUCUGACGCGCAUCACCCAAACAAUGUCGUCUUGCACACCACUCUAGGUGAUAUUACUUGCAUCAUGUACUCCGACCUGACGCCAAGGACCUGCAAGAACUUCGCCACGCUCGCUCAGACUGGCAAGUAUGACGGCGUCAUCUUCCAUCGCAUCAUCAAGAACUGUGGUGACCCAACCGGUACUGGACGUGGCGGAAGCUCUAUCUACGGAGCCAAGUUUGAGGAUGAGUUCGUCUCUUCGCUCAAGCAUGAGGGCAAGGGUACACUCAGCAUGGCCAAUGCUGGACCAGGUACCAAUGGCAGCCAGUUCUUCAUCACCUUGGCAGCAACACCCCAUCUCAAUGGCAAGCACACCGUCUUUGGCCGUGUCACCGAUGGCAUGGAUGUAGUUGACAAGCUUGGUGCUGUCGCUACAGACAGCGGUGAUCGACCAAAGAGUGAGGUCAAGAUCAUCAACGCAACCGUCAACUGA
Fulvia fulva is the source of this 582-nucleotide messenger RNA. RefSeq names its product Peptidyl-prolyl cis-trans isomerase-like 1. Bases 1 to 582 code for a protein of 193 amino acids. NCBI's taxonomy places the organism in Eukaryota, Fungi, Ascomycota, Dothideomycetes, Mycosphaerellales, Mycosphaerellaceae. The transcript is spliced from 4 exons. Gene Ontology annotation, molecular function: peptidyl-prolyl cis-trans isomerase activity. The record is from RefSeq and is a predicted model, not a curated record. Gene Ontology annotation, cellular component: catalytic step 2 spliceosome. Gene Ontology annotation, biological process: protein peptidyl-prolyl isomerization.